AUGGAUCGGCGUCUGUACGAGGAAAUAAAGAGAGGGUCAGCCACCUCGGCCGGAGCUGCUGUAACAACGUUCAAGGACCAAAUCGACAACGAUGCCCAACGGACGCCCAACAACAACACCGUCCUCCACGUCGCCGCCACGUUCGGCCGCGGCGAAACCGCGGCGAAAAUCCUCCAACUCUGCCCGUCACUUCUCACACGCGCCAACAGCAAAGGAGAGACGGCGCUUCACAUCGCGGCCAAAGGCGGGCACCUGCAGGCGGUCCAGGCCAUCCUGGAAUGCGCGAAAAGACUCGACCGAGAAAUGCGCGGCCGCAGCGGCGGCGGUGAGUCCGGAAUAUGCCUGGAGAAGGAGAUGCUGAGGAUGACUGAUAAUGUGGACGACACGGCGUUGCACAUGGCCGUGAGGAACCGUCACGUUGAAAUCGUCAACGUUUUGGUGGGAGAAGACUCUGAGUUCCCAUUCCCGCCGAAUCAAGCUGGGGAGACGUCGCUUUACCUCGCGGCCGAGAGCGGCCAUGAAUCGUCUUUGCAAAAAAUGCUGACCACUUGCACAUCGCCAGCUUAUAGCGGCCCAUUUGGUAGAAAUCCUUUGCAUGCUGCUGCAAUUUUUAACUAUCAAGGUUGUAUGAGAUUGCUAUUGAAUUGGAAGCAAGAUCUAGUGGAGGAAGAAGACGAAGAGGGAUGGAGUCCACUGCACCAUGCAGCGAAGAAGGGAAACGUGGAAGCCAUCAGGCAGAUUCUAGGGGUCAACAAAACGGCAGCUUAUCGACGCACAGGCAGACAAGAUAAUGGCGGGUGGACGACGGCGGUACACAUAGCAGCCAGCCAUGGUCAUUCCAAAGUACUGAAAGAGAUAUUUUCACACUGCCCAGAUUGUUGUGAGAUGGUGAACAGCAAGUCCCAGAAUUUCCUUCAUGUUACAAUACUAAACAACGAAUCUCGUUUGUUGAAGUCCGUGCUUGCACACCGUGAUUUGGAGCACCUGAUCGAUGAGAAAGAUCGCGAUGGCAACACCCCUCUCCAUCUGCUUGCCGCUUCCCGCUGCUAUCCAGCCAACCUCAUAGCUCAUCCAAGAGCUAAUAAGAGGGCAUAUAACAAUCAAAACUUGACCCCGCUCGACAUAGUAUACACCGAUAAAUACAGACUAGACCGGGCACCCUUCAUCGAUUAUCAUAUGAAGAAAGUUGGGUUUCUGGGGAAUCGUCAGGAGGUUAAAGAGAGACAAGAUAGCCCAGAAGUUCCAAAGAAAAUCAAAGAGCAGAAGCAGUUAGCAGAAACGCAUUUGAUAGUCGCGACACUGGUGGCAACAGUCACGUUCGCGGCUGGUUUCACUUUGCCAGGCGGCUACAACAGCAGUAGCCCCAACGCCGGAAUGGCAAUUCUGUCUCGAGAAAGAGCGUUCCAGGCGUUCGUCGUCACUAACACCAUAGCACUCAUGUGCUCCACUUCUGCGGUGUUUCUGUAUUUCUCUGCGUUUUAUCUGGAUACGUACCGGGAGAUUUUCGAUCAGUACGAUUUAGCGUCUGGGUUGGUGUUCGUGGCGUUGGGCUCCAUGAUUUUGGCAUUUGUUACGGGAGCCUAUGCUGUAUUGUCAAAUACCAUAGGACUUGCAAUUACUGUUUGUCUCAUUGGCUGCUCUGCUGCUCUCAUGUAUUUCUAUUGGAUGGUAAAAACCGCCAAGAAAUGGACAAAACAGAAGGAUGGGGACCCAUGUUAUUGA
This is a messenger RNA of Ipomoea triloba (trilobed morning glory), 1722 nucleotides long. RefSeq names its product protein ACCELERATED CELL DEATH 6-like. Bases 1 to 1722 code for a protein of 573 amino acids. Gene Ontology annotation, cellular component: plasma membrane. The record is from RefSeq and is a predicted model, not a curated record. Lineage: Eukaryota; Viridiplantae; Streptophyta; Magnoliopsida; Solanales; Convolvulaceae. The transcript has 2 exons. Gene Ontology annotation, molecular function: protein phosphatase 1 binding; protein phosphatase regulator activity.